UGGUGCUGUGAUCGCAUGCAAAGAUGAAUGUUUUUUUCCAAGGAUACUCGGCAUUAAGAGGCGAUAAAGGUACUCCUCAAUCUGGGGCGGAAACGGUUCAUAAGCUAUGUGACAGAGUGCAGAACUCGACAUUGCUGGAGGACCGGAGAGCCGCGGUGAUGGGCUUGAAAGGCCUGGCUCGAGACUGGAAAUUGGAAGUAGGGACGAAGGGUAUGCCGGUUCUCAUCAAUGUAUUACGGAACGACCGCAUGGAUGUGGACAUUGUAAAGGCCACUGUAGAAACUUUGAAUGUGCUAUGCACUUUGGAUACGCCGAACAAAGGGGGCGCUGACGAUCCGAAUGACUUAGGUGUCAUGUUUACAGAGAUUUAUACAAAGGACCCAGCAAACGUCACUUUAUUGCUUGACAUUUUGGAGGAAGUCGACUUCUAUGUCCGGUUUAAUACCGUGCAGCUUUUGAGUACGCUUCUUCAAAACACUGGAGCCAGACUGCAAGAUUGCAUUCUGACGAGUCCACUUGGCAUCUCCCGGCUUAUUGAUUUAUUGGAUGAUCGACGAGAAAUUAUUCGCAAUGAGGGCCUCCUUCUUUUGAUCGGGCUCACCCAAAACAAUGCCGACAUCCAGAAAAUCAUUGCAUUUGAAAACGCGUUUGAAAGACUCCUAGGAAUUAUCUUGGAAGAAGGCGCCACUGACGGUGGUAUUAUAGUUCAAGACUGUCUGCAGCUGACGCAUAACUUGUUGAAGUAUAACGUCUCAAAUCAGAACUUGUUCCGCGAAACCAGCUGUAUACAGCGAAUACCGUCUCUACUCACCGUGCGCACAAUGUUACCCGAUCGUUCCACACCAGUGGAUAUUCCACUGUCGCAUGAAAGUAUCGUAUGGGCGGACCAGAAGAUCGUGAAUGCGGUCUUGGUCCUUGAGCUUGUUAGGAUCUUGGCAGCUCCGAAGAAUCCAAGUGCAGCGGUAAACCAGAAUGUCAUGAAUCACGCAAAGAUUGUGCCUGUAUUGAUAGAAAUUGGUCUCUCUGCUCGAAUACCUGUCAAAGUCAAAACCCAGGCACUUUAUGCUUUGGGUGAUGUUGUACGGGGGCACAAGGCAAAUCAAGAUUUAACGGCACGAAGCACGAUUCCUGCCACCUCUGCCGAACGCCGGAACGCACCCCCGGUUCCUACUGUUCUCUAUCUGAUACAGCUGGCCCUAAAUGGAGGAGAAUUUCCCUUACGCGCGGCUGCCGCUUACGUCUUUGAGUGCUAUGUAUAUAAUAACGCCGAUGCACAACUAGCAGUGCUUUCAACUCUAACACCACCUCCACCAGACAACCCGAACGCUCAAAGCACAGAUAAGCCUGAAUCAGCCGGCUCGCUUCUGAUCUCAUCCAUUUUGGACCGGGAUGUAUCAAGGAAGGACCCCUUUGCAACCUGGUUUGCUGCUACGUUACUCUCACAUAUCCUCCAUGGGAACUCACAAUGCCAACAAUGGGCGUUGGCGACUAAGCUUGAUGACGAUGAAGAAUCCAUAUCCUUACUUCAUAGAUGCAUGUUCGCCCUCUUCAACGCCAGCAGCGAGGGAUCAGAUGUGCGAAUUUCAAUCGGCAUCCUUUCACUCCUUUGCAUAUGGGUGCACGAGUGUCCAGAAGCUGUGAAGGAGUUACUUACGGAAGGGUCCAACAUUCAGUUUUUGGUAGCGCAAAUCAAUCAAUCUUCAGUUAAUCCGCUACUGCAAGGUGUUGCCGCUUUUCUGCUCGGCUUGUUGUAUGAGUACAACGACGAUUCGGAACCAGAGUUCACUCGCGCGAAUCUGCAGUCGCUAGUCACAAGCCGUAUUGGCGCGGACGUGUAUGUUAGUCGCAUGGAACGUUUGCGGGAGUCGAAGGAAUUGAAUAACACUUCUCAACAUAUUCUGAAGAAAGAGACCGCGAUAGGACCUGACGGCCAGCCAGAAGUGUUUUUCGACUCUAUGUUUGUGGACCUGUUCAAAACCAGUCAUGAUGCAAUUGCGAAGGCGAUAACGACCGUAACCCCUAGGGGAAGCCCACCGAAAAAGAAGGUUGCGCAAGCAGACGAGUCCGUGGUACAAUCAUAUAAAGACAUAAUAGCAAAACAGGAAAAGGAGCUUACCAAGCUUCGGGAAGCAGUACCGAUACUAGAGGCACAGGUCGCUGAGCAAGCAACUGCUUAUACACAACAGAUCGAAUCCCUCCAACGAACCAUACAAAAUUUGCAAAAUGCGUUAAGCGAACAAUCCUCCAAGUACGCCGAGCUUGAAUCGGAGCAAGAAGACCUUCUUGUUUGCCUUGCGGACCAAGACACUCAGCUGCAAAAAUACCGAGAACGAUUGAAGGCACACGGCGAAGUGAUCGAAGAUGAGGAUGAGGAAGAAGACGAGGACGGAGAUGGGGAUGGCAAUGGGGAGGAGGAGACAGAGGAGACGCACAGGGAGCCAGAUGUAAAUGGGGUGAAAGAGCAAGGUCAACCUGUUGCAGAGAGGGAUGCCAGCUCCCUCUUUGCGGGGCAGAAUGGCACAUAUGAUAAUUUUCUGUAGCAACAGCAUGGCACCAUACAUUAUUUUUAAUUGGCGAGUCAACGC
This is a messenger RNA of Spizellomyces punctatus DAOM BR117, 2585 nucleotides long. RefSeq lists its product as uncharacterized. Gene Ontology annotation, biological process: transcytosis; endoplasmic reticulum to Golgi vesicle-mediated transport; vesicle fusion with Golgi apparatus. The coding region runs from base 24 to 2540 and encodes 838 amino acids. The transcript is spliced from 17 exons. The record is from RefSeq and is a predicted model, not a curated record. Gene Ontology annotation, molecular function: protein binding. Gene Ontology annotation, cellular component: ER to Golgi transport vesicle membrane; cytoplasm; Golgi stack. NCBI's taxonomy places the organism in Eukaryota, Fungi, Chytridiomycota, Chytridiomycetes, Spizellomycetales, Spizellomycetaceae.